Prinia subflava (tawny-flanked prinia) is the source of this 3740-nucleotide messenger RNA. It is a transcript of the gene NUDT14, whose product is annotated as nudix hydrolase 14. Gene Ontology annotation, biological process: ribose phosphate metabolic process; nucleoside phosphate metabolic process. Lineage: Eukaryota; Metazoa; Chordata; Aves; Passeriformes; Cisticolidae. Gene Ontology annotation, molecular function: UDP-sugar diphosphatase activity; metal ion binding. The coding region runs from base 108 to 1025 and encodes 305 amino acids. The transcript is spliced from 5 exons. The record is from RefSeq and is a predicted model, not a curated record.
GAGAUGGCGGGGUCACCAGUUCAAGAGGUGUCUGUAUCUGGCACUGGGCGACGCGGUUUAGUGGUUUAAGGGUUACAGGGGCAGUGUUAGAUGGACGCUUGAACCGGAUGAUCUUAAAGGUCUCUUCCAACCUUGGUGAUUCCGUGAAUAAAGGCGGAGUCCUUUGUCCCGGUUUCGGGGGUGAAACGCAGCAUUCCGUGAUUCCGGCUGCCGCUGAGGGCAGGGCCCGGAGAGCGCCGCAGCCGCGUCCCGUCAGCUCCGGUGCCGCUCCCGGCCCGUCCGCCGGCGGCUGCGCGCGCCUCUCCCCUUCCUCCUCCUCCUCCUGCUCCUGCCGCGGCCGCCGCCCCCCGGCAGGCAUGGAGGCCAUCGAGGAGCUGGCGGUCCAGCCCUGCACCUCCUCCCUCUACCUGCGGCCUUUCCGCCUCUCUUACCGGCAGAAUGGCACUAAGAAGUUCUGGGAUUUUAUGAGGACACAUGACAGUGUGUCAAUCCUGAUCUUUAAUACUUCUCGGCAGUGCUUUGUUGUGGUGAAGCAGUUCCGCCCAGCUGUUUACAUGUGUGAAGUAGAAAGGCAUCAUCCUCAAGUCUUUCAGAAUCAGGACAAGGAGAGCUUCCCUUCCCUGGAGAAUCCCUUACCCGCUGUGGUUGGAGUGACCUAUGAGCUCUGUGCUGGCAUUGUGGAUAAGCCAGGCCUUUCUUUAGAAGAAAUUGCCUGUGAGGAAGUCUUGGAAGAGUGUGGCUAUCGUGUUUCCACUGCAGACCUCAGGAGGAUCACCUCUUACAGGUCUGGAGUUGGUGUGACAGGUUCUAGGCAAACAUUGUUUUACGCAGAAGUAAACGACCAGAUGAGAAGCAGUGGAGGAGGCGGCCAGCCUGAAGAAGGAGAGCUGAUUGAAGUCGUGGAAAUACCUUUAGGAGAAUCCAUGAAGUUUGCUUAUGAUGAGACUUUCCCAAAGACAAUGGGUGUCAUCUUCAGCUUCAUGUGGUUCCACAACAACAUAGCACCUAAACUACCCAAAAAGUAAAGCACCGUGAUUUUAAGGAAAGCUUUUCUGCUGGUGCUCUGCCUGCAGAAGGCUGCAAAUCUGCAUGCCUCAAUCAACUCAACUUCUCACAAGACAAAUCUUUCUUCAAAUAAAUUCUGAAGUAAAAUCCGAAUUAAAAUGUUCACACAAUUUCCAUUAUUAGCAAAACACUUACUGGCAUCCCUGGGGCCCGGAUUUGACUUGGAGAGGCAAAUGUUGAUUUUUGUGCAAAGGUGAAGUGAAUGUGUCCAGCUCUCCUUUGUCACAGCACUGUUCUGAAGAGCUGCCCAAGCCCUCAGCACAGCUGCCUCAGGAGCCUCUCACCGUGUGUGUGCAUACUGGCAACUGUGUAUUCAUUGCUGGGUUUGAUUUUUUUUAUAGAAAUAGAAAUAGAAAGCAUCAAACCCUAAAUAGUCCCAGACACCUUAACAAUGUUCCUGAGUUCAGCACAGCUUUCAGGGAGCAGCUUUCUCUGUGGUGUGUGGUUCCUGUGCAGAGGAGGCGUUUGCAUUUCUGAACAUGCAAACCUUUAUUUCAUAAGCAAACAGGUCUGUAAAUCCUUCUGCUAAUGUGUCACUCUGACAAUGGAGCAGCUGUAAGAUUAUGUGCUCCUGUUUGUUCCCAUCACAAUGCUGGGCAGCAGUGAUGGUGAUGGAGGGGUGAAGGAUGGGGGCUUCUGCUGGAACACAUGCUUCUUUGUUUGCUUUUUGGGCAAUACCAGAUAAAUUAGAUCAAACUUUGUCCUCUAGAGUGGGACCAGAGAGGCCAAAUUCUUUUAAUUUAACCAGGAGAUGACUAACACAAAAGAUUUUUCUGAGGUUUUCUGUGGUCUCAAUUUCCUUACCACCCAAAUGGGAAGAAUGGGACUUAGGCCUCAGAUAUAACUUUUUGGAAUCUAAGGAUUGGAAGUGUUUUAUUGUGAUUUUAUCAUGAUUUGUGCAUGGAAGCCUGUGCAACCUGCACAGACAUAUUGAGGACCACAAUUGGAUUUAAUCAAGUGUCUAAUUAGAACAUAUAGUACUUGUUGUGUCAGCGUAGUUUGGAUGUGGACUCUUUGUCAUGUGAAACUGUUAAGAGCAUGAAUGAAAGAGAAUCAAGUCUGGCAAUUUAAUUAUGCACUGGGUUAUGUUAUUCACUGACUUCUUAAUCAACAUGCCCACAUUAUAUGUGCCUCCAGGAGUACUGAGGUGCUAAGUGUGUUUAGAAGAGGACUGCAAAUAUGCAAACUUGAACUUAACAGCUGAAAUAAAUGUAGCAGAGGUGUCUGAUGGUGUCCAGUGGCUGAUUUUAAAUCACUGCAUAUCUCAAUAGGUGUAUAAAUAAAAGGUUUUUUUAAAAAAAGCUUUUAGAAUUGCUGCUUGCUGGUUCUCCUCCUGAUAGGGAGGAAAGAUCCUUGGAAAGCCACUGAAGAAGGGGCAGCCUCUGUCUGUGGAGUCAGACUUUUUGUGAAAGUUCAGACACAGCUGUGUUGAGCUGGGCCUGGUCCAUGGUGAGUCAAGGGCUGAGUUAUUGUGAGAAGCAAAUAAAUUCUGUCUGUCUGAUGUAUUUACAUUGGAAGGUGUUUUAAGGUGGGGUCUCCGCUGCUCUGUCUAGUACAGUGUGUCCUGAUUGCCGCUGAGGCUUUUAUGAACUACUACAGUUCAUAGAAUAAAUAAUGCCUUUUAUUCCAGGCUGUAGUUACAAAGUUUCUAUUUGAUUCCAUCAGAACUGCUGGUCACACAGCAGCUUGUGUGCAUACAUGUCACAAGCCUUUUUUGUGUGUAAUGCAGAAAUUGGGAAAAAUAACAUAUUUUGCCCCCUCCAAGGCGCUGUGACCGUGCCUCUUAACAUACCAAACCUCCCCAGGGGCAGUGCCAGGCUUGCCAAAAUGUGGCCCCAGCUGCUGGUGCUGGUCAGCAGGAGGCUGUUCCCCAUCACUCAGCAGCCUGGGGGCUUGCAGGAGGUGUCUGCUGGGGACAUGCAGGGUGACACCGAGGAGCCACCGCCACCAGAGCAGAGCAGAGGCUUCCCAGAGUGGGCUGAGAGCUGGAGGUCAGGGCCUGGGGAGAGGGGGAUGUGACAGCAGGGAGGGAAGCCACAGGGGUGGCAGGGCGGCAUCAGUGCUCUGCUUGCUCCGAGGCGACCUCACCAGCACAACCUACAGGCUCCAGAGUGCUUUUAGGCAGUUGAUACUCGUGGAUAAUGGUGGAGGAGGGCAGUGGCAUGAGCCGGGCAUUCCCUCAGCACUUCUCCAUGAUGGAGGCAGCCAGACAAGAAGCACUGUCCCCACCUCCCCAGGGGUCUGCUGGGCACACACCUACAAACUCCUGGGGGACUGCAGUGGCUCUGAAGCCUUUACACCCCAAGGGAUGCUGGACUCCAUCCCUGUGCUCUGCCUCACCAUCCCUGCAAUGUGCAGUUCUCAAAUGCACAAAACAGCCACACGAUUACUUUAAUUUUCUUCCACAGUUUGGGAAUUUUCCACAGAAACAGCAGUAUACUGAAAGCUGUGCAUAAAGCAGUGGGGGAUCUGGAGUUUGAAUCUGCAAUAUUAAAUAUAAACGUGUCUUCAACCUCUUACUUUUUCCGUGUUAAUUUUGCGGGGAGAUUUUAUGAGCAAUUUGAAGGUUUGAAAAUGUGGCAUGAAGGGCUUGACCUUGUUGGGUUGGUUUGUUUGGGAUUUUUUUCAAUAUGAUUCAUAUUUAUAAAAAUAAAAUCAGAACAAUUCAGAUGUCA